AACUCAAUUACGUACGUACGCACGCCGUGUUGUCACAAUCUGCUGCGGGUUUCUAACGUCGCUGUCAUCUCUGUCGUACACAGUUUAAACCAAGUUUACCAUGAAAGCUGUUUGCGUCCUCAAAGGAGACGUGACUGGCACAGUUUUCUUUGAGCAGCAGAGUGAGGAUGCUCCCGUAGUGGUUAAAGGGAAGAUCACUGGCCUAGUGCCUGGUUUACAUGGCUUUCAUGUCCAUGCCUUUGGAGACAACACAAAUGGGUGCAUCAGUGCAGGACCUCACUUCAACCCCCACAACAAGACCCAUGGUGGGCCACUUGAUGAAAUCAGGCAUGUUGGAGAUCUGGGUAAUGUGCUCGCCGGGCCUGAUGGAACCGCUGAAAUUGAAAUUAAGGACAAUCUCGUGUCACUGCUUGGGCCUCACUCAAUCAUUGGGAGAACUAUGGUGAUUCACGAGAAAGAGGAUGACUUGGGCAAAGGUGGAAAUGAAGAAAGUCUUAAAACAGGCAAUGCUGGAAGUCGUCUGGCUUGUGGAGUGAUAGGCAUCACUCAGUGAAGCAAACCAGGGUCACUGCUUCUGUUCUAACAAUGAAACCACUCAGCUAUCUGUGGCCAAGACAAAUGCCCCAACUAAGCCCUUACGCCAACCAAGGCGAAAUUUGUUUUCUCAAAAAAAUCUUACAAUUUCAGUGAUUUACCAAACCACCCUGUUCUGUAUGUUUAAUUUUAAAAUUAAAAAAAGUGGUGUUCCUUUUCA
Messenger RNA from Clarias gariepinus (North African catfish), 754 nucleotides. It is a transcript of the gene sod1, whose product is annotated as superoxide dismutase 1, soluble. The transcript has 5 exons. Gene Ontology annotation, cellular component: mitochondrion; nucleus; peroxisome. Gene Ontology annotation, biological process: removal of superoxide radicals. The coding region runs from base 101 to 553 and encodes 150 amino acids. Gene Ontology annotation, molecular function: superoxide dismutase activity; copper ion binding. The record is from RefSeq and is a predicted model, not a curated record. NCBI's taxonomy places the organism in Eukaryota, Metazoa, Chordata, Actinopteri, Siluriformes, Clariidae.